GUUCAUUCAUAUUUUGUGAUUUUUGUGAUAUUAAAAUGACUUUUGUUGUAAACGGGAGUUAAUAAUAACUUUAAUUUAAAUGUAUUUAAUAUUAGAAUAGAUUUUCUUUAUUAAUUAUGUAACGUACGUUUUAAUUCGCCCUUUAUUUACAAACUGAUUAUAUUUAAAUUUUCCCCAGUGUCGUAGCGUAUGUGACAGAUCGGAAUUCAUUGAGGUUAUACAAUUAUUCGCGUAGUUUUCCGAUCGACAGUGCAUUGUGUAGUGUAAUGGAUUCAGCACCAGCUCAGGAAGUGACCGACCUCCUCAAAGAAUGGGAGGAGCAGCACACGUCGCCGAACUACGAUCCCAUACCAACUUUGACAAGAAUCGCAGAAAUAAUAGAAGCAGAAACAGAAAAUUUUAUGAAGAAGGAUCCUGACCCGUUCGAUGAGCGACAUCCAUCUAGGACCGACCCUGAGUGUGCACUGGGACAUGCACUCAAAGUUAUGUUUAAGAAAGAUAAUUUUAUGACAAAGUUGGUGAAUGACUACGUAAGAGACACAUACUACUCCAGACAGAACAUCACAGGCCGAGAUGUACACAAGCUGAACGUAGCAGCAUGCAGGUUGACACUGGAUCUAAUGCCGGGGCUGGAGAUGAGCGUAGUUUUCCAAGACAACGAGGCUCUGAUCCACAGGCUAGUGAACUGGGCGACCAACUCGCAGGAACCACUGCAAUGUUACGCGACCGGUCUACUGGCGGCUGCCAUGGAGGUCCAAGAGAUUGCCACUAACUUUAGGGAAUUAAAUGCAAUGCUAGUACCGUUGAUGUUGAAGAGGCUACACGAACUACGGAACAAAACACAAGAAGAGAAGCCGAGCUCUAAUCUGGUGACGCCGCCGAACCAGACGCGUCACUUCGCGCGGUUCGACAAGCGACACAACCACGACAGCAGGACCAACGGACCCACGCCAGAUAAAAACGACCGGGAGAAGGACGAGGGUGGGGGGUGCGAGCUGAUGGACGACACGCCGCCCAUACUCACCAAAGACCCCGAGACACCAGUCAAGAGUUAUAUCUGUCCGUCGCCUCCGGAGCGAGGGCUGAUGUCGCCCCCAGCGCGGCCCCCACCCCCGCCCCCGCCCCUCGUGCACGAGACCUCCUCCAACUCCAGCUGGGCGGAGAUGGAGACUUACGUCAUAGGUAAUAUUCAAAUCCAUCCACCGACGGACGCCACGAAACAGAUGCUCAUACUACGGUACCUCACGCCCAUGGGCGAAUAUCAAGAGUUCCUAUCUCACGUGUUCGAGAAGAACGCCCUGGGUCUGAUCCUGGGUUACCUGAACGUGCGCGAGUCACGUGACUCGAGGCUGGCCUUCGAGGCGCUCAAGUACCUCGCCGCGCUGCUCUGCCACAAGAAGUUCAGCAUAGACUUCAUCAACAUGGGCGGAUUGCAGAAGUUUCUGGAAGUGCCGCGGCCGUCUGUGGCAGCUACGGGGGUGUCAAUAUGCCUGUAUUACCUCGCCUACUGCGAGGACGCCAUGGAGAGAGUCUGCCUCAUGCCGAGGAAGACGCUAGCUGAUUUAGUCAAAUACGCGCUGUGGCUUCUGGAAUGUUCGCACGACUCUGGCCGCUGCCACGCGACGAUGUUCUUCGGUCUGUCGUUCCAGUUCCGAGUUAUAUUGGAGGAGUUCGAUAAUCAGGACGGUCUCCGUAAGCUGUACAACGUGAUAUCGACGCUGCCGAUACUCGGCGCCGAUGAGGAGGAAUCACGGGUAUCCGACGACGAGACGUGCGCCGCACGACAGAUCGUGCGCCACGUCUGCGUCGCGCUCAGGAGGUACUUUGAGGCGCAUCUCCGACUGCGGGCGGCGCAGGUUCUCAGGCAACAGGGCGACAACGUACCGGAGCCUCCACCAUACAAGGCGUCAAAAUCAUCGGCGGAAGAGAUCCAGGGCCAGAUCGAGACGGUGCAGGCGGCGCCGUGGGCGCGCUGGGCGCCCGUCGACGAGCUGCUCGAACUGGGCGGCGUCGCGCUGCUGCUGCGUAUAGUGUCCUUCGCGUACGACUGGAACUUCAACGGCAGGGCGGAGACGGUUCGUUCAGCGCUGGACGUGGUGUCUGUGUGCUGCGUGGCGCCGCGCGUGCUGCUGCUGCUCACGGAGAAACUCGACAUGCGGGAGGCCGACUUGAACACCGGCGUGCAUAUCGUGCUCGCGGGCGCGACUGUUGCAGGCGCGGCCGACGGCGACAUCGUGCCGGAGCCGGAGGUGCAGAAGGCGGCGCUCAACGUGCUCGUCAACUGCGUGUGCGCGCCCGUACACAGGGCCGGCGUGACGACAGCGCGGUACUCGACAACAGGAUCUACCAAGAAGAAGACGACGCUCAAGUCUUACGAGGACGUGAUACAGAAGGUGUGGGAGAGCGUGCGGACCAACAACGGGAUUAUGGUGCUGCUGGCGCUGAUGAUGGUGAAGUCGCCGAUCACGGACGCGGACCGGCUGCGCGGACUCGCGUGCCGCGCGCUGGCCGGCCUCGCGCGUUGCCCCACCGUGCGACAGAUCAUCUCCAAGCUGCCGCUGUUCACCACCUCGCAGAUACAAGUGUUAAUGCGCGACCCGAUCCUGCAGGAGAAGCGGCAGGAGCACGUGAUGUUCCAGAAGUAUGCGCUCGAGCUGCUCGAGCGAGUCUCCGGGAAGAGCAAGCACAUGGGCGCCGAGUUCGAGACCUCGCUCGCUAACAUACACAGGGCGAACGUGGUAGCCCAAACCCGUAUCAACUACAACGAACGGCAGCUGCUGCAGCUGGUGGCGACGCACCUCGCGUCGCGCGGCUACAGCGAGAGUGCCGCGGCGCUCGUGCGGGAGGCACACCUUCCCCCGCCCCCCGCACCCGCGCCCGCACACCCGCCGCCGCUGCACGCGCCCGCCACGCCCAUCCGGCCUCGGUUAUCAGUCUCCCGGGCGAACAGCAUCGGUUCGCUGCAGCGCGACAGCAUCGAUCACCACGCGCCGCACACGCCGAACACGCACGAGGACAGCCCGCAGCCGCAUGUCAUUAAACUCAGACGAGUACAAAACACGUCGCAGAACGUCCUCGCCAGCCCGGGCGAGCGGCGCUCGCUACAGAAGGGGGCGCACGCGGCGGGGGCGGAGCGCGCGCCCUCCCCCCGCGUCACGCUGCACUCUAUCAUCACGGAGUACCUCUACAACCAGCACGCGCUAUGCAAGAACCCCGUUGUCACCUGCCCUCAGUUUAAUUUGUUCGAGCCGCACAAAUGUCCGGAGCCGACGGGUCCGCGCGCGCCGCUGUUCGCGGGGGCGGCGGCGGGCGCGGCAGCGGGGGCGGAGCCGGCCAACGUGUGCGCGCGGCUCGUGCGGCGCGAGCUCGGCGCGCCGGCGCAGACGCGCGCGCACGCACGCUUAGCGCACUCCCACUUCGCGCACGUGCGCACACUUCGCUUGCAAGACGAUGAUGCGUACUUCACGCACACUAUCUUCCACCCGACGCAGCCGCAGCUGCUGACGGCGACGUCGUCGGGCGACAUCCGCGUGUUCAACCUGUUUAACGGCGUCGAGGAGAACUCCUAUCAGGUCCACGAGUCAUAUAUCUACCAUAUGCAGGCGAGUAGAGAUGGUCUGCUACUUCUGUCGUCGUCUACCAUCACGUGGCGUACGCUGUCUUCGCUCUGGAACAUGAAGGAGUUCGAACAGCUUUUCCAACUAGACAACGAGGAGUAUGUGGAGUUCUCUAAGAUGUCAGACGAGCGGAUCAUCGGCACGAAGAGCGAGACGGCGACGAUAUUCGACACGCGGACCGGCCGCGCGCUGCUCACACUCACGCCCUCCAUCAGCAACCAGUACGCCAAGAACAGAGCUACGUUUAAUCCGACUGACGAGCUGGUGCUGUCCGACGGCGUGCUGUGGGACGUGAACACGGGCAAGGAGAUCCACAAGUUCGACAAACUCAACCAGACGCACAGCGGCGUAUUCCAUCCCAACGGACUAGAGGUAAUAUCAAACACGGAAGUUUGGGACCUACGGACGUUCCAUCUGCUACGAACAGUGCCCGCCCUAGACAAAUCAGAAGUGAUGUUCAACCCGGCGUGCAGCGCGUUGUAUGCGGUAUGCUCGGACCAGGACGCGGAGGAGCGCAGCCAGUUCGACACCAGCUUCAAGACCCUCGACCCCUACGACUACUCCAGCAUUGCGACGAUAGAGGUGAAGCGCAACAUCUACUCGCUGGGCGUGUCGGGGGAGGGCGCGCAGAUCGCGCUGGUCGAGAACGCCGGCGACUACGACCAGGUGCAGGAGUCCUGCGUCAAGCUCUACGACGUCGGCCGCAAGCGCGACCACGACGACGACGCGGAGGAAGAGGAGGAGGAGGAGAUGGGCGGCGGGUCCGAGAACGACGACGGCUCCGACUCCAGCUCCGACAACGACGACGAAGCAUCCAACCUGAUCCGCAACGCCGUGAUGGGUCUCGCGGACCAGCACAGCUCCGAGGACUCGUCCCCCGAGCGGCCGCGACGACGCCGCACGCGCAGACAGCGACAGAGAGAUAGAGAGAUGGACGAGGACGGCAACAGCAGCGACAGUGAACUGGACCUCGUCGGCGACCUCGGACACCUCAUAGAGUUUGACUUCGACUAACACAGAUAAUAAAUGAAUUACACCAAC
Aricia agestis (brown argus) is the source of this 4658-nucleotide messenger RNA. RefSeq names its product protein mahjong (gene mahj). Gene Ontology annotation, molecular function: protein binding. The transcript is spliced from 34 exons. Gene Ontology annotation, biological process: protein ubiquitination. Gene Ontology annotation, cellular component: Cul4-RING E3 ubiquitin ligase complex; nucleus. The coding region runs from base 267 to 4631 and encodes 1454 amino acids. The record is from RefSeq and is a predicted model, not a curated record. NCBI's taxonomy places the organism in Eukaryota, Metazoa, Arthropoda, Insecta, Lepidoptera, Lycaenidae.